AUGGCUCCAAAAGCUCUCCUUUUGCUGCUGCUGGCUCCUGCUGCUGCUGCAGCAGCAGCAGCAGCAGCAGCAACACACGCAGCCUUCAACUUCGACACCAUGGCCUUCGAAGACGGCGACCACGCAGCAGCAGCAGCAGCAGCAGCAGCAGCAACAGCACCCCCUGCUGCUGCUUGGGGGCCCCCCCGGGGGGCCCCCACCGCCCCAGAAGUGCUGGCAGCAGAAAACUUCAACAAAAAAGAUCUUUUCAAAUUUGCUGCUGCUGCUUCUUUGCUUCUCCUGGGCCUCUUCGCCCUCUCCGCCAGAAAGAAAAGGGCCGUGGCCCAGAUUGUGAGAUUUGAUGCAGAAUUACUUUUUUGGAAGUCCGGGGGUUUGCGGGCGCUGGGGUGUAUAGACAGCUCGGACUUGCUGCUGCUGGCCGCUGCAGGGGCUGCAGCAGCAGCAGCAGCAGCGCAGCAAGCAGCAGCAGCAGCGCAGCAAGCAGCAGCCGCAGCGCAGGCAGCAGCAGCAGCAGCGAAGACAGCAGCAGCAGCAGCAGCGCAGACAGCAGAAGCAGCAACAAAGGCAGCAGCAGCAGCAGCAGCAGCAGCGCAGAUAGCAGCAGCAGCAGCAGCAGCGCAGACAGCAGCAGCAGCAGCGCAGACAGCAGCAGCAGCAGCAGCAGCAGCAGCGCAUAUAGCAGAAGCAGCAAAGAAGACAGCAGCAGCAGCAGCAGCAAUUAGAACUUUGUUUUUUAGUGAAUUUUGA
Molecule: messenger RNA, 747 nt
Organism: Eimeria necatrix
Lineage: Eukaryota; Apicomplexa; Conoidasida; Eucoccidiorida; Eimeriidae
Exons: 3
Coding region: 1-747 (248 amino acids)
Molecular function (GO): ice binding
Source: RefSeq, a predicted model, not a curated record